AUGCGAGUGCCACGUAAUCGCCAGCAGGCUCUUUUUUGGAGCCAACAAAAACGCCCAAAGCCGCAACCAAAAACUAUCCGCAUUUCGCUGGCCACUUGGCGCCGAAUCCUGUCCAGAAAUACGGAUGAGUUCUGUCGCAAUACCACCAUUCAUGGAUUGAAGUACAUUAACAACAGCAAAUUACGGAACAGUGAUAGGUUGUUUUUCGGCAUAGCCCUGCUGGCGGUGCUUUCCUUCGCCAUUUACCUGAUACAGGACGCCUUCGAUAAGUGGAACACCACUCCGGUGAUAGUGGGCAUCGAUCCGGAGCUAACUUCCAUUGCCAACGAGCCCUUUCCGGCGGUAACCAUUUGCAAUUUAAAUCAGGCCCUGGCCCAAAAAGUCCAACACUUGGCCAACGAUUCCAUUGAGUUUGCCAUGCUGCAGUUGCUCUGCCGACGUACGGUGGAUGUCCAAAUGGUGAAUGGAAAUGAUCCCAACUGGGAGGAGUUUAUACUCAAUAUCUCACAACCCUGCAAGUCAAUGGUGAUUAACUGUCGUUUUGGCGCCGAUGAUUACGAAUGUGGGCGUUUAUUCCACCCAAUUGUGACCGAUGAGGGUCUAUGUUGUGUUUUCAAUAUGCUGCAUCCCAGGUUUAUGUACCGGAAAAGCGUUCCCUACUCACAUCGCAAUAUAAGCCUGCCCGAUGGAUUCCAGUCAGUCAACUGGCACGCGGAGUCGGGAUAUCGCAAGCGGGGCUCCCAGCAGGAUGCGGAUAGUCCGCUGUACCCACGACGAGCCCAAGGAACUGGGGAGUCGCUCGGAUUAUCGCUGACUCUGGAUGUCCAGGCGGACGCCUACUACUGCUCCUCGUCCAGCAGCAUUGGCUUCAAGAUCGCCCUGCAUAGCCCCAAUGAAUCACCUAAUGUGCGCGAGACCGGAGUCCUUUUGGCACCCGGAAUGGAGACCAAACUGCGGAUAGAUCCGGCGAAAAUCCUGACGGAGAAGCACCUGCGCAACGUGGACCGCCAGAGCAGGCGCUGUUUAUUCCGCAACGAGCUGAAACUGCGAUGGUUUGCCCACUACACUCAGAGAAAUUGCGUGGCCGAGUGCCUGUCCGGCUGGCUAAUCCGCCACUGCGGCUGCGUGACCUUCUAUAUGCCCCGACUGAACAGGAACGACACUAUUUGUUCGCUUCGCAAGCGGGACUGUGUGGAGCUGAUCCGAUUCAGGACCAUUGUGGCAAUGGAAUCCUGCCUGGAUGAAUGCCUGCCCUCGUGCUUCGAUCUCACCUUCAGUGCGAUUGCCUACUCAACGAGGAUCUCGCACGAAGGCUUCAAGCAAACGCCCUCGAACAGCGGCUGGAACUUUUCCGAUUCCUAUGUGGAGCGCAGCGUGGCGGUGGUGAAUAUGUACUUUAAGGAUCCCACAUUUAGGGCCAACAAGCAGACUGAGUUCAUUGGCGUCUCCGAUUUUUUGUCUGCCGUGGGCGGACUCAUGGGUUUGUUCUUGGGCUUCAGCUUUCUCUCCAUUGCCGAGUGCGUGUACUUCGCCCUGAUACGUCCCUGUCGCACUUGCUCGGAGAUCCGACAGCUCAACCAGCAAACGCAGCAGGAAAAUAACACAAAGAUGGUCCUGCCACCAGCAGAAAUCAGAUACAUUUCACCAGCCAAUUGGUUUCGGGCCGAGUUGGGCCAUCAGCAGCCACACAGGCCGCACUUUAAUCCUGCUUAA
This is a messenger RNA of Drosophila rhopaloa, 1713 nucleotides long. RefSeq names its product pickpocket protein 28. Gene Ontology annotation, cellular component: membrane. The record is from RefSeq and is a predicted model, not a curated record. Gene Ontology annotation, molecular function: ligand-gated sodium channel activity. The coding region runs from base 1 to 1713 and encodes 570 amino acids. NCBI's taxonomy places the organism in Eukaryota, Metazoa, Arthropoda, Insecta, Diptera, Drosophilidae. The transcript is spliced from 5 exons. Gene Ontology annotation, biological process: sodium ion transmembrane transport.